ACAGCGACAGCAAGCAGACGGCCGGACCAAGGAGACACGCCGGGAGACACCGCCGGAGUAACGAUACUGCGAGCAGACAGCGCAGGGUGAGCUGCCUGGUGCUUGGCCAACCGCUCGCUCACAUCCUCAUGCUCCUUUCGACCUCCUCACCCCCCUCACGCAGUGAUACAUCUCGCGCUUCGUAGCAUCGAUGCCGCCGCCGGUCAACCGUUACGGCCCCUCGGGCAUGACGGGCCCUUUCCCUCACCUCCAGCAAGCACAUCUCCAGCAGCAACAACAGCAGCAGGCCCAGCACCACGCUGGGCACCCGCAGUCCAACGCCGGCCUGCCCCCUCCCUCGCUGGGCGGACACCCCGGGUUCGGGCCCAGCAACCCCCAGUCGAGCAUCAAUCCCUUCAGUAUACCCGGUGCCAAUGGUAUUGGAGUUGCCGGCUUCCCUACCGGAGCCGGCGCGGGGGUGCUGGGCGACGGGAGUGGCACCGGACUCGCCAGCCAUGCCGCACAGAUGGGGUUUGUAAGGGGUGCUCAAAUGCAGCAGCAACAACAACAGCAACAGGCGCAACAGCAAAUACAACAGCAUCAAGUCCAGCAGGUUCAUCUAGGCCAUGACGGUCGCCUCACCAUGGACACCAAGACUAACGCCGUCAAAUCGAGGAUACGUGAUGUCUGGAAGCACAAUCUGGCACAGGAAAUGGCCAUGCUACGGUCAUUAGUAGAGAAAUACCCAUACAUCAGCAUGGACACGGAGUUCCCAGGCAUAGUCGCCCGUCCCAUGGGCACCUUUACCACAAAAGCAGACUACCACUACCAGACUCUACGGUGUAAUGUUGACCUCUUAAAGAUGAUACAGCUUGGAAUCACCCUCUUCUCCGAGGAUGGGGAAGUUCCUCCAGUUACGGCUACGCAUGCGAACUCGGAAGGGUAUAAUGGCGUCCUGGUACCCGCACCAUGUACCUGGCAAUUUAACUUCAAGUUCUCUCUCGAAAACGACAUGUACGCUCAGGAAUCUACUAGCAUGCUGGCCAAGGCUGGUAUCGACUUUUCUCUCCACGAAAAGAACGGCAUCGAUCCGCUGGACUUUGGAGCCUUGCUUAUGAGCUCUGGACUCGUCCUCCUCGAUGACGUUCACUGGAUCUCCUUCCACUCCGGAUACGAUUUUGGCUAUCUCAUGAAAAUCAUGCUGUGCAAGCCCCUGCCGGAUGACGAGAAGGACUUUCACAAACUCCUCAACAUAUUCUUCCCUUCGCUCUUUGAUAUAAAAUACCUCAUGAAACACGCCGGCCGGAAUCAAACCGCCAAUGGAUCCCCACUAACCCAUGCUGCAGCCCAGAUUAUAGCCAACCUUGGCCAGAAGUCCGGCCUUCAGGACAUUGCUGACGAGCUAGGAGUCAAACGAGUAGGCAUUGCCCACCAAGCUGGUUCGGACUCCCUCGUCACCGGUGAAAUUUUCUGGAAAAUCAGACAGCUUGUGUUCAAUGGAAACAUCGAUGGAUCCAAAUAUUCCGGCCAGAUCUGGGGACUUAAUGGCCAGAUUGCUGCCGUGCCUUUCUAUCCUAGUAAUCAACCUCACCAAACCCCCGGUCCUAAUGGAACUGUCAUGUUCUCUGCCGCAGGAACACCUAGUACCCCGAACACAGGCCACGCAGCUUUGAACAGCCAUCAAACACCUGGCCGUCAGACAGGUAGCAUAACCCCCGGAACUGGUGCAUAUGCGAAUUUCCACCCCCGAUCCUAAGAUAAGAAGCAAACUCAAACCCAUAAUAUGAAAGAUAGCCGCACAAACGACAAAAACCCAACAUCCUUUUUAACUAUCUAUAACAUUUCCCUAGAAAACUUGGAGGAUGGCGCUUUGUGUGUUCUACGACACGAAUGUUCUUUUUCUUCUCGGUGUUUUCUUCCUUGCAUUUUCAGCUUGUGGUGUUUGUGUUGAGCUUGAACCACUUUGUUGUACAAGAGUGUCAUGGCGUUUUGAAAAAAUGGGCUUACUUUUUCAUUCACACGGUGUCUUUUUCUCUCUUUAUCUAUCCUCUACCCUAUUCUCUUUCGACUUCUCUUCUAUAUUGUUGCC
Molecule: messenger RNA, 2068 nt
Organism: Trichophyton rubrum CBS 118892
Lineage: Eukaryota; Fungi; Ascomycota; Eurotiomycetes; Onygenales; Arthrodermataceae
Exons: 2
Coding region: 191-1735 (514 amino acids)
Cellular component (GO): CCR4-NOT core complex; P-body; CCR4-NOT complex
Molecular function (GO): poly(A)-specific ribonuclease activity; nucleic acid binding
Source: RefSeq, a predicted model, not a curated record